UCCUAUAAGCGAAAACGAACUCUUUUCCUGAGUUAUUUUCGGAGCAUUUUUUUCUGUCAGCCCGCCAUUUUGCCUAUUAGCUGUUCAUCAUCCCAUGAUCUGUGAAUGCUGCCAAGUUUUGAAACGAGCUCAUGGGCGCGCUCUCACUCAAAAUGAAGGAGUUUCGCAUCUUUUUAUCUAUGUUAUUAUCUAUGACUGAAUUAAACGACGCUUUGAGCUGAGAACGACGGCGCAAAUUUUAAAAAUAAUUUCACUGCCGAAUGAAGAAAUAAAGAAGAAAGAAUUAAGUUUGUCGAGUGAGAAAUUCACGGGUGUAUAGAUGUUAAUUAAACUGACUGGUCACCGCAAGUUAUACUUAAAUAAUAAAACAGCGCAGAGCCGAAUGAAAUAUCCAUUAAUUUAACUGGAGUUCCAAAAUAGCGUGGUGACCAUAGAAUUAAAAAAAAUACUUUAUUAAAUUAAGGAGUUAAGUGAUACCAGAAAUUUAACCAAUCGACGUAAAUUAAAUCGUGCCUGUAUACGAAAUUUGUCCGAAAACACGAAUACCGCUUUGAAUCGAUCGUAAGUGAGAAAGAGAGACAAAAACGAGCAGUACAUAAAAAAGGAUCAUUUGACAAUGGCGACUUUCCACAUACAUGAAGAUGCAGAGAAGGAGAAUCCACAAAUUCCUGCGGUAUUAAAGGAAAAAACCCUGGGUGCCGGCGGCAAUAGAGGGAAUCCCUUUCAGCCUUCUGUACUUGGGGGUGCCUUUCUGCCAAUUAAGGGAAAGCAGAUUGACGGUAUGGGGCGCGCUAACAUGGCAGUGCUAAAUGCAAAUUCAAAUAACGGACAUGGACGCAAGGCAGCUGGUGGUAUGGUGGGUAGCAAAGUGGCGUUUCGAGAGGUUGGGAAUGCAAAUAUACACAAUGAUAAUACCGCAAUAUUAGCAGCAGCGGCAACAGCGCGUACAGAGGUUACACAAGAAGAAAAAGAAAAUAAUUAUAUAGUCCAGCAAAAUUGUCUUAACAAAAAUAACUUUAGUGAUGCUUCACAAAAAGGAAGGGUUUACGCUGACGAUGAAUGCGUUCUUGAAUCUACGCCAAUGUCUGUGUCCGAAGUGCUGUCGCCGAUGUCCGUAGAUCGUUCCCUAGCUGAUAUUACUCAACAAUCCGAGGUGUUUGAGGAUAACAAUGACGACAGAAAAGUCGCUGAUUUAACUACCGAAGCGGAGGAACGAGAACGACGCCUCCUCAUUCCUCGUAAUAAUCGACAACGUUUCUAUGAAGUUGUGGAAUACCAAAGAAAUAUCUUGGAAUAUUUCCUUGAAAGUGAGAAGAAACGUCGACCUAAACCGUACUAUAUGCGUCGCCAGGCUGAUAUCAAUCAUUCAAUGCGCACAAUUCUCGUGGAUUGGCUGGUAGAAGUGUCCGAGGAGUACAAUUUGGAUACAGAAACUUUAUAUCUUUCCGUAUCGUAUAUUGACCGUUUCCUUAGCCAAAUGUCAGUAGUGCGCAGCAAAUUGCAGCUGGUUGGUACAGCAGCCAUGUUCAUUGCAUCAAAAUAUGAGGAAAUUUACCCACCAGAUGUCGGCGAAUUCGUGUUCAUUACAGAUGAUACCUACAACAAAGCACAAGUUUUACGAAUGGAACAGAUUAUUUUAAAAAUUUUAGCAUUUGACUUGUGCACACCGACGGCUUACGUGUUUGUCAACACUUAUGCUACGCUGCUAGACAUGACAGAUAGACUCAAAUUUCUGACUCAAUAUAUUUGUGAAUUGUCACUUCUGGAAGCUGAUCCCUAUUUGCGUUUCGUACCGUCGUUGAUAUCUGCUGCUGCCCAUGCAUUGGCAAGACAUCUGUUGGAUUACACGAUUUGGACAGUUGAAUUGGAAGAAUUAACAUCGUACUCUUUAGAAGACCUCAAAGAAGUACUCUUGCACCUCUGCAAAUCACAUAAUGGUGCUACAAAACUAGCGCAACAGGCCAUACAAGAAAAAUACAAGGCCGAUAAAUAUAAAAAGGUAUCUACAAUCAAACCUAUUGAACUGGAUGAAGAAGCAUUCGAAUUUAUUUUACGCAAAAACAAUGAAUUGAUUAGCAGGGAAGAAAUACACGAAAAGCCCGCAUUGGGGAUAAAUAACGAACAUAUACGGCGGACGGUCUCUCUGAUGUUCAAUUGAUCCAAAUCAGAUGAGAGGACACAUCUCAAUACCUACUUUAAAAGGUUUUUGUGUUUGUUGAGAAACGCUUAAUAGUCUUUGUUCAUAAUUUAUGUUUUCUUUUAUAUUUUUGUUUGUGUUAAGGGAUGGCUAAAUUUUCAAGUCAAGCAUAUUUUCUCACGUCGUAAAACUUUAAUUCGAAAAUUAAACUUAUAUAUGGUUGAUGUAGUCUCAACACAAAAAUAUAAGGAAUUUAAAUGAAAAUGUGAAAAAUAAGCAUGCAACUACGUCAAUCAUAUUUAUUUAUAAUUUACGCGACAUGUAUACAAACUGACGCAUUUGCUGUAGUAUAAUAAUAUAUCUAUUCUUUCUUUCUUUUCUUCUAUUUAUUAAAAACAAAACAAUUUUCAGUUGUUCCCGCCAAUCCUUAUCCGAAAUAUCAUAUGAAAUAGUUUGUCUUGAUUUUUAGCUGUAAAUUUUUAUUUUUAUUAUAAGUUGUUAUUUAUAUUUUUGUAUUUUUAUACGAUUUUACUUUCUUACAUAAUCACAACAAUUUUAAAAAUUCGCGAAGAAUUAGUAAUCCGCACUGGAUUAGUAACCCGAUUUCGUAAACAAAAUAUGAGCUUAUUAGAUACUGUAAUGCAUAUACAAAAUUGCAAAUAUUUAUGUAAUGUCGCAAAGGAGAUAUGCCCACUAAGAUAAUAUAUUUAAGAAUUCUGACAUACAUUAGUGCACAGCUCUUUUGAAACAUUGAAUGCUUGUAAUAUGCGUUGAAUUUUUUCUAGAUUAUCCAUUAAUAAUCUCACUAGUAAAAAUUUGUUCGAGUUGGUCCAAUGUUGGCAAGCGAUUUGCAUAGGCUUGAUCUUUGAAAAUGUGGAGCAUACAGCUAGGGUAGUAUGAUUUUUCCACGAGGUUUUGUUAUGGCAUUUGGUACUUGGACACAACCGAUCGUGUAAUUAUUUUAUUAAAAUGUUUGGCUCUGUUUAUAAUAUUUUGUUUAUCAAAAAAUAAUAUUGUAAUAAACAAACCAACUGCACUAAGGCAUAUACAUGUAAUGCUAGCUAUUUUUAAAAUAAUAAAUAUAUUCAGUCAAAUAUGUAAAAUAA
Anastrepha obliqua is the source of this 3243-nucleotide messenger RNA. Its product is annotated as G2/mitotic-specific cyclin-A-like. Bases 617 to 2158 code for a protein of 513 amino acids. The transcript is spliced from 2 exons. Gene Ontology annotation, molecular function: cyclin-dependent protein serine/threonine kinase regulator activity. Gene Ontology annotation, biological process: mitotic cell cycle phase transition; regulation of cyclin-dependent protein serine/threonine kinase activity. NCBI's taxonomy places the organism in Eukaryota, Metazoa, Arthropoda, Insecta, Diptera, Tephritidae. Gene Ontology annotation, cellular component: cytoplasm; cyclin A2-CDK2 complex; nucleus. The record is from RefSeq and is a predicted model, not a curated record.